Molecule: messenger RNA, 522 nt
Organism: Seminavis robusta
Lineage: Eukaryota; Bacillariophyta; Bacillariophyceae; Naviculales; Naviculaceae
Source: the annotation of a GenBank genome assembly
AUGCCGUUCUGGAACCCGUGUUCGCCCAUGAAGGAUGCUUGGACAUCUACCAAUUCCUGUUGGGGGAAAAUUGGGAUGCUGCUGUUCUUUUUCUAUGUAAUCUACAAUUUGAUCGACACUUUAAGCAACAUUGUCCAACCUUUUGCUGGAUACCUACCCUGCUUGAAAGAGACCUUUGCAGGAAACGAUAAUGACACAACUCUCUUUGUGAUCUAUCUUUUUCGCAUGUUCCAUUUGUGGCCCUUUGGAUUUUAUCUGUACGCGUUUGUGAUUGGAUACACCACUCCAAAUAUUGUCAUGAUCAUGGUCUUUACGUCUGCCACGGCGGGAUGGUGGGAACGCAUGGUAAGCGACUUCCAAGAAGGCAGUUCCACUGCUUGUGUCCAGCAUGCUCCGUCAACUUGGAUUAUUUUGAUUGGGUGGCCACUUCUCGCGAUUGUGUUGGGCGAAAUCGACCGUCGCUUCAUGGGAGACCAUGGUUCUGUGCAGGAAAAUCAGAGCCUUCAGCCUGAUUUGGUUUAG